Messenger RNA from Effrenium voratum, 2157 nucleotides. The record is from the annotation of a GenBank genome assembly. Lineage: Eukaryota; Dinophyceae; Suessiales; Symbiodiniaceae.
AUGGGGAAAAGGGCAGCCGCUACCCGGCCUGCUUCGAACAUACCCCCGGAGUUGCAGAAGCAAAUUGAUCUUGCAAAGCAACUUCACAAGCCAGUGGCAACACCUUCGCGCGGGGCGCCCUCGCCCUCGGAGAGCUUCAGCAAGUCUGACAAGUCUGCAGUGCUUUUGAAAUCCCCGGAAAAGAAGAAAGCCAAGCUUGCCGACGACGCGCAGCUGGACAACAAGCCGACUUUGCGCUGGGGGCAAUCGGGCACCGAUGUGGAGUCGCAGGUUCCGGACGACGAGCAGCAACUCAACUGCGAUUUCUGCGGCUUGCAUGGCUAUGACAUGGGCGGCGCUACACCGUGGAUCCGCAAGGGCUGCGAGAUCUUCUGCAGCAACACGUGCUACGAGCAGGUGGUUGCCGACGAACGGGCGAAGGCUGAGCAGAGGUUGAAGACCAUGAUCAAGGAGAAGCGCAAGGCCUCAGCGCAGAAGGCUAAAAAGGAUGAGCAAGCGCCGGUCAUCGAGAUCAAGGACACGCCAAGCAUGGAGGAGAUCGGCAAGGCGCUGGCGGAGACGCCUACACAGCCUGACGAAGUUGCAGACGAAAUGCAAAUCGAGCAGGGUAAGGACGAGACCAUGAACGCGGAGACGGGCACGACCGUCGAGCAGAAGGGUGGCACCCUGACCGAGCAGCGCAAGGACAAGAACGCGGAGACGGGCACGGUUGAGAGCAACGCGGCGGCGCAUGUCGAGCAGAAGGGUUGCACGCUGACCGAGCAGGGCAAGGACAAGAACACGGAGACGGGCACGAUUGAGAGCAACGUGGCGGCGCAUGUGGAGCAGAAGGGUGGCACGCUGACCGGGCAGGGCAAGGACGAGACCAUGAACGCGGAGACGGGCACGAUUGAGAGCAACGCGGCGGCGCAUGUCGAGCAGAAGGGUGGCACGCUGACCGAGCAGGCCAAGAACACGGAGACGGGCACGAUCGAGAGCAACGCGGCGGCGCAUGUCGAGCAGAAGGGUGGCACGCUGACCGAGCAGGCCAAGGACAAGAACGCGGAGACGGGCACGGUCGAGAGCAAGGCGGCGUCGCAUGUCGAGCAGAAGGGUGGCACGCUGACCGAGCAGGGCAAGGACGAGACCAUGAACGCGGAGGCCGACACAAUCGACGGCAAGGCGGUGGUGGAGACGCCUACGGAGCACAAGGGCGCCGCGCCGGCAGUCCCUUUGGAGCGCAAGGGCAGCCUCAAGCUACUACGGGACCGCCUUCACGAAGUACACGAGAGCAGGAGCUCAUUCUUGCAGCUGAUGAUUGCGGAAGCCAUCAAGAUGGCAGCAGACGCCCCGCAGUUCGAGGAGCAUCUCUCCAGACUGCAAGAGACGCAGAAGCUACUAAAUUUGCAGGAAGAGGACCUGUGCGUGGAGUUCGAGAAGCUAUCGUUGGAGCAGCCGCCGGUUGAUGUGGAAGCUGUGCGCAACUCGCUUGAGCGGGCCUCAACACGCGAGAUUAACGGCACGGAUGACUCUUCAAAGAAGCAAGCCGCGGCAGACACAGAGGCAGCGCAACUAUACGAAGCGUUCUUGAGCUCCCACGAGAACUGGCAGGAGUCCCACAUAGUGCUCAACGCCAAAUCGUCGAGUACUUCGCGGCGUUUUGGCAGCUACAGGUGGCGCAAAUUCAGCGAGAUUGCUGCGGAGUUCGGGGAGGGCGUGGCCCUUGAGAUGCAGGAGUACAAGAAGUCCCAGGGGGCAAAGUGGUACAGAGUGCACCCGGAUAGGCCCACGGACCCCAAUUGGAGCCUUCUCAAAAUCUUUGAUUCUGCCCAUGAAGAACAAGCCAGCGAAGAUGAGAUGAACUACAACUUCACCAGCGGGGGGAAUCUCGAUGCCGAAGGGACCAACAACAUGACGCGGCGCCUCAUCGAAGAUCAAGACGCCCGCCAAGACGGGAACGCUGGCGGCCUUGCCGGCGACAAAGUGGCCGGCGCCGGCGGGGAGCCGACUGGGGUCCCCGGGGUGGGGGGCAACAAGAUCGAUAAGCCUGCAAGAAAAGCCAAAGAAAAGACUGUGAAGCAACAGGCGCAAGGUUUGCUGAAAACAACGGCAACCAAGAUCACGGAAUCAAAAUGCUGGCGGAGCAAAAUGCAGGAAGCAGCGGUGCUGCUCGGCUAA